Messenger RNA from Epinephelus lanceolatus (giant grouper), 5779 nucleotides. It is a transcript of the gene mapk3, whose product is annotated as mitogen-activated protein kinase 3. Gene Ontology annotation, biological process: protein phosphorylation. Lineage: Eukaryota; Metazoa; Chordata; Actinopteri; Perciformes; Serranidae. Gene Ontology annotation, molecular function: MAP kinase activity; ATP binding. The record is from RefSeq and is a predicted model, not a curated record.
ACCAAAUCCGCGCUCGCGCACGAAAUCCAUUUACACUCGGGUAGUAGAGAGGGCCCUGAUCGAGUCACUUUGCUCCGUCAAUCAAACAAUCCGUUCGGUUAAAGCUCCGGACAAACGUUAAUCCGUGCUGAGAGCGUCGGUGGUCCCUCGGUGAAACACAGUGACAGAGCAGGAGCGGUUUGGAGAGGAAGAAUGGCGGAUUCGAGCAGCACUGCAGCAGCGGUCGGGGCCGCAGGCUCCAACUGCGCUUCUGCUGCCGGGGCGCCUCUCCCGGUUGCGCAGGAUGGAGCGCCCGCAGCUGUGGGAGCCAAGCCCGCGUGCGAGUCCGUGAAGGGCCAGAUGUUUGAUGUUGGCCCCCGCUACACGAACCUGUCUUACAUCGGGGAGGGGGCGUACGGAAUGGUUUGCUCUGCUAUGGACAACGUGACAAGCCAGCGUGUAGCCAUCAAGAAAAUCAGCCCAUUUGAGCACCAGACGUACUGCCAGCGCACACUGAGGGAAAUCAAGAUCCUGCUGCGUUUCCACCAUGAGAAUAUCAUCGGCAUCAACGACAUUCUCAGGGCACGGCACAUUGACAACAUGAGGGAUGUCUACAUCGUGCAGACUCUGAUGGAGACGGACCUGUACAAGCUGCUGAAGAGCCAGAGGCUGAGCAACGACCACGUGUGCUACUUCCUCUACCAGAUCCUGCGAGGCCUCAAGUACAUUCACUCAGCCAACGUGUUGCACCGUGACCUCAAGCCCUCCAACCUGCUCAUCAACACCACCUGCGACCUCAAGAUCUGUGACUUUGGCCUGGCACGUAUAGCCGAUCCCGAGCACGACCACACAGGUUUCUUGACUGAGUACGUGGCUACACGUUGGUACAGGGCUCCAGAAAUCAUGCUCAACUCAAAGGGCUACUCCAAGUCCAUUGACAUCUGGUCAGUGGGCUGCAUCCUGGCUGAGAUGUUGUCCAACAGGCCCAUCUUUCCUGGGAAACACUACUUGGACCAGCUCAACCACAUACUGGGCAUCCUUGGCUCUCCAUCUCCAGAUGAUCUGAACUGCAUUAUCAACAUGAAGGCGAGGAACUACCUGCAGUCUCUGCCUCAUAAAAACAGGAUCCCCUGGGAAACUCUCUACAAGGCAGACUCCAAAGCUCUGGACCUGCUGGGCCGCAUGUUGACCUUUAACCCCAUGAAGCGCAUCAGCGUUGAGGAGGCCCUGGCUCAUCCUUACCUGGAGCAGUACUACGAUCCCACAGAUGAGCCGGUAGCAGAGGAGCCCUUCACCUUCUCCAUGGAACUGGAUGACCUUCCCAAGGAGAAGCUGAAGGAACUGAUCUUUGAGGAAACGGCUCGUUUCCAGGAAACCUACCAGGGCUCCUGAGACACACAGCCCUAAAGUGACAAAGCCACCCAGAGGCUUGGAACAAGAAGACCCCAAAAUGACAUGCUAAAACAAAAAGAAAAAUGCAUCUUCAAGAAACCAACAAAAAGAGAAAACAAGAAAUGAACAUUUAACUGCUUAUCUUUCCAUUUCUACUGCAAGAGAGCUAAGUCUAACUUUGAUUUCUGUGGUUGGGUGGGGUGGUAGGGUCUGUUGUACUCAUACUGUUUCAGUUUUGUCCAUGUUGGACUCUCCCUCCUCUCACCUCACAUUUUGUUCUCCCGUUAAAAUCCUGUCUCAUCCUGUCCCAUCCAGAGUAACUCACUAUCCCCCCUCCUGUCCCGAUCAAACCCCCGGUUCCUCCUCUCCUGCACCUGUCGCUGAUCUGUCUGUCUGAGCUCUCCUCUCUCUGUCGCUCCCUCUCAUAUAAACUACUGUAUUAACCAACACCAUAACUCUCUUGUCUUGCUCCAUGUAAAUUACAACCUGAAAAAAAUCGAGGGCUAAAAGAACGGGGAUGCUAAUCGGGUGUAUGUAUAUACAAAAGUAUAAAAGCUUUUUUUUUUUUUUUUUUUUUUUUUUCCCCUUUUUCUUUAAGUGUGCUCGUCGCAGUUUUUGUUUGUACACCGUUGUUUGAAUGUUUUCGGAUCAAUUCAGAGUCGUAUCUGUUUAUAUUUGCAGUUUUUUUAUUUUGAACACUUGAAUUUUGAGCAUUCAGUGUUUUUACUGGCAUGUUGGCAGGUUUAAAGUUCUCUUUGUCGUUGCUCUUUCUUUUGUUUUGUUUUUGUUUUCCGAAAAACAAACAAAACUGUGUAUGAUGUUCAUAUGAAUGCAUGCAUUCCUGAAAUUAACCAAAGUGGCAGAGAGAUGCAGGAAACUUGGCUGGGAAGCAACUAAGGAAUAUCUAUCGGAGUUUAAUAAUACACUUCUUGACCUAUAACUCAUAAAAGGGCAGACAAACUGAACUCCCCCUUCAUUUGUGGAAAGCUGGUUAUAUUCAUGAGGUGCGACAUGAUUGGAACAAACAGAAAGCAACAUAAUUCCUAUUCAGAUAACAGUGAUACCUACGCCCCAUUUUCCAGAACAUUCAUAUUACUCUGUGCCACAUCAAAACAUUUUUUUUUCACCUGACUUAAUGUAAGUUUUGUGCAAGACUUUUUUUCCCCCAAAUUGCAUGAAACAGAGAGCAAGCAGUGCCAGAAUACUGAUGUGAGACACUGGUAUAACAUCACUGUAUCAUCUACAUUUGGCUUCACAACACCCUUUUCUGUAAAACACAACAUCAAAUAGCAGAUCCAGUGUCAGCAUCACAUUCCUGUAUAGAAUUACAUUCUCCUCUUGAUCCUAAAUGUCACUGGAUCCUCUGUAUCUAAGGCCAAGUCUGAUAACACAUACAGUAUUCUGGAAAAUGGGGCCUGAUUGACAUCCCAUCCCACCGUGCUGUUUUUGCACUGUGUUUCUAUUUGCUGCCGCUUGACCCAGGACGAUAGAGCUGCAAUGAUUAGUCGUUUAAUCAAUUAGUAGAUCAAAAAAUGUCAAACAUUUGCUGGUUUCAGCUUCUGAAAUGUGAGAAUUUGCUGCUUUUCUUUGUCAUCUGUGAUCGUAAAUGAAGAGUCUUUGGUUCAGGGCUGUUGGUUGGACAAAAGAAGCAAAUUGAAAAUGUUACUUUGGGUUUUGGGAAAGUGUGUUGAGCAUUUUUUGACAUUUUAUAGACUAAACGAUUAAUCAUGAAAAUAAUUGUUAACAACAAUCGUGAACAGUCGUUAGUUGCAGCAUUAUAAAACAACAGUAUGGAGUCAAACAUGUGCGCAGGCUGGCGAAGACCCAGAUCUAAACAAAUUUACGUAUUCAAAGUGGCCAGUUUAUUUUUAAAAAAAAGCACUUUCCAACAUCCCUUUUUACAGAUAAUGAUCUUUCCGGCUCAUUGAUGUGAGUGUUGAAUGUAAAUGUCCUGAAUAUCUGGAGUCGUGUCGCUGCAGCUCGCAAAACUGUGGAGUUUUACAAGAACAGCACCUCUUUUACGACUACUGAGAAAACCAUAGGUGUCGCUGAUGAAUGCCGCGUUCACGUCAUAUGGGAUGGACGGCAGAGCUGAAAAGAAACAACUUGCAAGCGUCAUCGAGACGGUUGUAUGAUUAGAGUUGAUUGCGCUGACUAUAGAACACCAUAUCCUUUUAAAAUUUUGAUUUAAUCACAAGGAACGACGGCUUUUGGCCAAUGUGAGGCAUUCAUAUUUGUUCAGCUUUCGGGCACUCCUAUAUUAGUAAGUGACAAGUCGUAAGUAUCGCAGCUUUCAGAAAAGUUGUUGCUACAACUUGGAAGUAAAAGAUGUAAGACGUAAACAAUAUGUCAAAGACAGAAACUUUGUAAUUUUGAUAAAAGUUCAACACCAUUUCUUCCCUUCCGAUUUCUGAGCAUGUAAAUUUGCUAGAUUAUUGAUAGAUAAUGUUGUAUUUGAUCAGACCAUAGACUUAUUUACUCGCUGAUGCAGCAUGUUAGGCAGUAUUGGAGGCAUUUCUAAAACUAUCAAUUUGGUAUCAUUAUUGUAACAACUCUAGUGAUAACUUCAAUAUGACGUGAAUGCAGCAUAAUCGGCAACAUAAUAGUCAAACCCAGGAAUGUCAGAGUGCUGUACAGUUAUUCUGGCUCAGUGCACAGCCAAGCAGCUACCAUCACUCCAUGGUUGUACAGUGUAUAUAUUCCCUCCCUACCCAUUUUACUUCUCCUUCGCCUGUGUGCUUUCCGCUUAACAUACUGGAUGUUUACUCUUCAAUGUGGGUGAUUCAAGGCUGCAUUGUUCCUCAGAUGGCUUCUCAUGUUUCUUUGCAUGUGUAUUACGUCUGUGUUUAUCGUCCUCCUCUCUUUGUUCUGGAUGUGACUGUACUAACUGCUCAGCUCAGUCUGCACUAAUCUCUGCCUGUUGCACUGGGACCAGUAGAGAAGCCUCCUCCCUCCUCCCCACAAACAAAAAAAUGGACCAACACAUGCACUGGAUCCUCGUUAUCUCUCUCAGGGCAGGCCUGUGAUGUGAUGUGAUGUGAUGUCACUGGCCUCGCCCUCUCACAGCAAAAAUCAUUGAUUUGUCUUUACGGGCAUCAAAGGCUGUUUUCUCAGAAGCCAUAGCCAGCACUCUGGGAUCGGUGUGAGGCUUUUUGGUGCAUGUGGUGAUACUCAUCCUUUUGUUCAACUUCCCGACUCUCACCACGCUUUACUCAAAGGGCUGCCUCCCCCUUCUUCCUCCUCCUCCUCCUCCUCCUCCUCCUCCUCCUCCUCCUCCUCCUAGUCCUCCCUCCCCUGUCUGCUUCUCCACAGUGGGAUUGGUAACUCAUAUCACUGACUUUGCUGCCACUGUCCUCCUCCAGAAAAUAAUUACCCCCAUCUCAUUGGGAUCACACAUCAUGGAUGGUCAUACAUGCAGGAAACUUGCAUAACUCAAUCAGCACGCCUGCACUUUGUCUUUCCAGCCGCUCUCUCUCCCCCUGCGAGGUUGUUUUCGUCUUGUAUCCUCCCUUUUCAGCUUUAAGUUUCGCCUGCGUUGUGUGUGUUAAAGCUCAUGGAUCGUCUGCAGUAAUUUAUGCGUGUGUACAAGUGUUUGUGUAUCUGCUCAUCAGUAAAGCCAAGACUCUUUUUGUCCUGUGUGUUUCGGGCCCUCUCCCUGCAGUUACCUGUGCUUUCACAUCUGUAAGAUUUUCUUUGUUUUGUAUGUAUUUCAUAUGUAUAUUUGGUCACCAGUCAACCAGGCCCUGCUCGCUCGUUUUUCUUUCUGUCCAACCGACCUGCCACCAGACCAAACAUCUCACUGGGUAACCAUGGGAACGAACCAAGAGGACCACAUUUUUUUGCAAUCCUCCUGACGCACUCACACACGCACUUCUUUCUGAGGAGUGUACCUGUGUGUUUGUGAAAAGUUGCACUUAAACACACCAUAUACAUUCACACAGUAUCGAUGAGUCUAAAGGCCUGUCCGUCACGAGGCCUGUUUCCAGAUAUUGUUGUUUUUAAAUGGCUGUUCUUAUUAUUGCUAUUGUUAUAUUGGUGAGUUGUUGUAUUUCUUUCUUUCUUUUUUCUUUUGUUGUUUUUUUUUACAUGAAAGGGAGUUAAAGUUGUAUCAUUUUUUUAAAUAAUUAGGAUGUUUUUAUUUGUAUUUUUUUCUUCUUCCUUAUUUCUCUUAUGGGCGUGAUUAUUAUUGGCAGUGUUUUCAAUCUUUCUGAAACCUUUUUUUCUUUGAUUUUCCCCUCCAGGAUCUUAUAAGGAAUUAUUUUAAAAGAAGAUAUAAGUAGAUUGUCAAAGAGAUAUGAGUUAUUGAGGGUUAUAGUCUGUAUAUUCUAUGGGUAUUAUGAAUUAAACGAUUAACAAAGAAACAGAAUUAUAUACAUAUAAUAAAAUAAAAUUUCCUGAUACUGUUACA